Molecule: messenger RNA, 349 nt
Organism: Didymodactylos carnosus
Lineage: Eukaryota; Metazoa; Rotifera; Eurotatoria; Philodinida; Philodinidae
Source: the annotation of a GenBank genome assembly
UGUUCUACAAAUGGAUUCUUAUUUACGUCCAGGUAAUACACAGAUCGCCGAAGCCUAUGUAUUUUGUGUAGAUGCUUCUGCUGUUACCAACACUGCAAAUUGGCGUGAUCUAAAAGGUUAUCGGAAACUACAAAAUAUAUUUGAUAUAAGAGAAUUGGACUAUAAAGUAAUCUAUUUUGGUAUUGAUUAUUGUAAGAAGUUGAAAGAUCAUAAUUUAAGAAGCAAUAAGCGUACAGUAGCACAAAUCAAUCAUUAUGACACACAAGCAUUAAUCACCACAUUAUAUGCAUGUCUUAACCAAUGGCUUGAGACUCUUCCGGAUAACGAUACGUCGGAACCAGCAAGCUGA